This is a messenger RNA of Verticillium alfalfae VaMs.102, 930 nucleotides long. RefSeq lists its product as hypothetical. The record is from RefSeq and is a predicted model, not a curated record. The transcript has 4 exons. NCBI's taxonomy places the organism in Eukaryota, Fungi, Ascomycota, Sordariomycetes, Glomerellales, Plectosphaerellaceae. Gene Ontology annotation, biological process: transmembrane transport. Gene Ontology annotation, molecular function: transmembrane transporter activity. The coding region runs from base 1 to 930 and encodes 309 amino acids.
AUGGCAGUCGCUGCACCCCACGACGUUCCGAAGCUAAUUCCGAAGCCCGCCGUAAUCGGCCCCGAGCUGUGGGGCCGCGCCGUUCCGUUGAGCGAUGUCGCGGCUCUCUCUUCCGAUGACGAAUCCAACCAAGCACCUCGCAUCCUACUUGCUCUCACCCUCAUUUCUCGCUACCUCUCGAUCUCUUCUCGAUUGAUUCAGCUCGAUGAGACACUCCGUGACCCUGGCACGGGCGUUGUUCCAACAUCGGCGCCGGAUCCGAGCCCCGCCCCGAUAGUCGUCGCCCCGCCAGAUGGGCCCUCCAAGCCCGUUGCCUGGCGGGAUCUUCCCCGCAAGAACCAGCUCCUCGUCAUCACCUUGGCCCGCCUCAGCGAGCCCCUCGUCCACACGUCCCUGACGGCGUACAUGUUCUACCAGCUCAAAUGGUUCGACCCUUCGCUCUCCGAUGCCGUCAUCGCCUCACAGGCUGGUGUCCUCCACGCCUCCUUCACCGCCGCCCAGUUCACGACGGCCCUGCUGUGGGGGCGCCUUGCCGAUUCGCCGGUCUUUGGUCGUAAGAUGGCCCUGUGCUUCCGGCUGCUGGGUGGUGUGACCAACGGCAACGUCGGCGUCAUGAGGACCAUGAUCAGCGAGAUCAUACGCGACAAGAAGUACCAGUCGAGAGCCUUCUUGAUCUUACCCAUGACCUUCAACGUCGGCGUCAUCAUCGGGCCCAUCCUAGGCGGCCUGUUGAGUGACCCGGCCGGCAGCUAUCCCAGCGUCUUUGGCCAAGUCGAGUUCUUCAAAAAGUACCCGUAUGCCGCGCCGAAUCUCGUCAGCGCCGUGUUCCUCUUCACGGCGAUGGCAUCCAUCUGGCUCUUCCUCGAAGAGCACAGACUCUCGACGCCCUUCACGACCACGGCCCAGACGUCGGCAUCCGGUUCAGACUAG